Colletotrichum phormii is the source of this 857-nucleotide messenger RNA. RefSeq lists its product as uncharacterized. The transcript has a single exon. The record is from RefSeq and is a predicted model, not a curated record. The coding region runs from base 51 to 722 and encodes 223 amino acids. NCBI's taxonomy places the organism in Eukaryota, Fungi, Ascomycota, Sordariomycetes, Glomerellales, Glomerellaceae.
UACAAGGCUACUCUCUUGAUAGUGGUCCAGACGUCGUAUUCGGGUACUCGAUGCACAUCUUGCCGAUGAUCGGAGCAGCAGCCUCUCUCGUUGACGACUUCUUCCAAACAGCAAUCACGCCGGAGCACUUUGUCUCGUCUCGAUGUUAUGUACUAGAGAAACUUGAAUCAGCCUGCCGAGAUCUUCCGCCUCCCCAGCAACAACCAGAUCCAGAAACUGAUCCAUCGGCCCCAUCAACAAGUCUCAAAAUCCGAGAUGCUAAUGCCUGCAUUGCUGCAGCCCUGGCCCACAGCCUAGCAACGCAAAUCUUCCUGCUUCGCGCAGACGAGGGUGACUCUAGUACCGUCAGAGCCGAGCGUCCGACAAAACAUCCCUUGGCGUUGGUCGAGCAGCUAUCCGAAGCCGUUGCCGCUGUCCCGCUCGACACGCAUGCGGCGACCAUGAUGGUUUGGCCCGCGUUUGUCCUCGGCUGCGAGAGCAUGGCGGUGAGCGCACGGCGAUAUGAGGUAGAAGCUCUGUUUGAGAAGAUCGUCGACAAGCAGAAACUUCUCAACAUCUCGGUGGCGCUCAAGAUGCUGCGGGAAAAUGUUUGGACGGGCGGUGUGGCAUACAUUGUGAGCCCUGCGAGGAGUUUGUCUCCUGCAGAAGAGCCAUGUCGAUAUACGCAAAAUCAGUGGGUGAAGAUGUGUUGGAAAGAGCGGCUGCAGCUUUGUUCGGCAUAGGAAACCUACAUGUACGUUACAAGUUUGCAAUGACCGCAGAUCUCACGACUGCGUUCGAAGGAUCAAUACCUACAUGUACUCGUACGAGAUAUGAGCUAGAAGACAGCAGGCGAUGAUGGACAUUUGGUUAAUGAU